This is a messenger RNA of Suhomyces tanzawaensis NRRL Y-17324, 489 nucleotides long. It is a transcript of the gene CYP1, whose product is annotated as peptidylprolyl isomerase. The record is from RefSeq and is a predicted model, not a curated record. The transcript has a single exon. The coding region runs from base 1 to 489 and encodes 162 amino acids. NCBI's taxonomy places the organism in Eukaryota, Fungi, Ascomycota, Pichiomycetes, Serinales, Debaryomycetaceae. Gene Ontology annotation, biological process: protein folding; protein peptidyl-prolyl isomerization. Gene Ontology annotation, molecular function: peptidyl-prolyl cis-trans isomerase activity.
AUGUCCCAAGUUUACUUCGAUAUCGCUGCUGACGGAAAGCCUUUGGGCAGAGUCACCUUCAAAUUGUACAACGAUGUUGUGCCAAAGACCGCCGAAAACUUCAGAGCCUUGUGCACUGGUGAAAAGGGUUUCGGUUACGCUGGCUCUGCUUUCCACAGAGUCAUUCCAAACUUCAUGUUGCAAGGUGGUGACUUCACCAGAGGUAACGGUACUGGUGGUAAGUCCAUCUACGGUGAAAAGUUUGCUGACGAAAACUUCUCUGCCAAGCACACCAGACCAGGUCUUUUGUCCAUGGCUAACGCUGGUCCAAACACCAACGGUUCCCAAUUCUUCAUCACCACUGUUCCAUGCUCGUGGUUGGAUGGCAAGCACGUUGUCUUCGGUGAAGUCACUGAAGGUUACGACAUUGUCCAAAAGGUCGAAAGCCUCGGUUCCAACUCUGGUGCCACUCAAGCCAGAGUCACCAUCGAAGCUUCCGGUGAAUUGUAA